AGGAUAUUAUGAGGGAAGGGAUUGUGAUGAUGGCUAAGAGUAGAAUCUGGUGAGACCAAGGCAGUGCCCUAAAACCUUGGGCUUAAAUCAAAUCCAUUUUGAUUGUCCAGAUGACAGCGGAAGGCAGAGAAAUUUCUGAGACUGGAUGUGAGGGUGACGGUUUUCUGGCAGCUCCGGUGUAUCCUAUCAGUCAUCCUGUCCAAGAAGAGCUUGGGGUUUCCAGGGAAGUGCCACAUGUGACCCAGGAUUCCUCCUAUGACUUCCCAGAGGAUGGUGGAACCAAUGUAGAGAGCAGCCCCCAAGAGGAAGCAAAGCCAAUGAAGGCACAGGUCCCCGAGCCUCUACCCUCAAAGCCUGCUCCAGGGAAAGGCCCUGCAGGUGAUGAGCCUGAGCCUUCUUCCGCAGCUCUUCGACAGGUAGUGGCUGAACGCACAGCAGAGAUGGAGCUGGAGAAGGUUAGAAUGGAAUUUGAACUGACCAGGCUGAAGUACCUACAUGAAGAGAAUGAACGCCAGCGACAACAUGAGGAGGUGAUGGAACAACUACACAGACAGGCACCACCCCAACUGUUCCCAGGAGGAUUCCAAGACCUUCUGCUCCCCCAGAACCAGUUUGCCAUGUUCCUGUACUGCUUCAUCUUUAUUCACAUCAUCUACAUAACCAAGGAGAUGGUUUUCUUCCUCUUCACCAAGCAUUACCUCUUCUGCAUUGCUGCCAUUCUACUCUGUUUGAUUAAAACCUUAUGGUCUUAUGUCCAUGUGCCCCCCUGCUCUACCUACCUGACGGUCUACCACGGAAACUUAACUACCACAUAGGCAAAGUUGGCAUCCCUUUUCUUGUUCUGAUUCCUCUUUGUUUGGUGUCUUGCCUUUCAUUCUCAGUUACCAGAUGAUUCCACCACUCCCAAAUGUGUUCUGAAGAUAGGGAUAAACCUCUGUUCCUGUG
This is a messenger RNA of Monodelphis domestica (gray short-tailed opossum), 945 nucleotides long. It is a transcript of the gene TMEM247, whose product is annotated as transmembrane protein 247. The record is from RefSeq and is a predicted model, not a curated record. NCBI's taxonomy places the organism in Eukaryota, Metazoa, Chordata, Mammalia, Didelphimorphia, Didelphidae. Gene Ontology annotation, cellular component: endoplasmic reticulum.